Molecule: messenger RNA, 1122 nt
Organism: Pangasianodon hypophthalmus (striped catfish)
Lineage: Eukaryota; Metazoa; Chordata; Actinopteri; Siluriformes; Pangasiidae
Product: cardiac phospholamban-like
Exons: 2
Coding region: 205-363 (52 amino acids)
Biological process (GO): negative regulation of calcium ion import into sarcoplasmic reticulum; negative regulation of heart rate; negative regulation of ATPase-coupled calcium transmembrane transporter activity
Cellular component (GO): sarcoplasmic reticulum; membrane
Molecular function (GO): ATPase inhibitor activity
Source: RefSeq, a predicted model, not a curated record
ACCAUGAACACAGAUGCAGAACUGUUCUGUUCUGCUCUCUAGCUCAAGCUUGGAAGUGCUUCUAUUUUAAUCACUUCUAUUCACCUUUAGCACCUUUCUCCCCUUCUAACGACAGGAGUAAGCGCUAGCAGCUGACAGUACUGCGGCUCAGUCCCCUGGGCGGUCACUUCACCUCCUGUCUCUCGUCCCUGAUCCUCCGGCGCGAUGGAGAGAGUUCAACACAUCACCCGCUCAGCCAUACGCAGGGCCUCCGUCAUCGAGGUGAACCCGCAGACCAAACGCAACCUGCAGGAGCUCUUCGUCAACUUCUCGCUCAUCCUCAUCUGCCUGCUCCUCAUCUACAUCAUCGUCCUGCUGUUGUGAGGAUGGAAGACAUGCGUGGCCGAAGGAACCCGAGGCCUGGAUGGAGCUUGGGACAAGAACAGGACUUUCCCCACAUUAUUGCUGGCUUUUAUUACAUGGUGUGAUCAUAUUUAGAAAUUAGGAUGCUGGAUUUUUCUAGAUAUUUUCAUUUCUCUCCAUUUCUUACCAUAUGCACUACAGUCAACGAUACUUACUGUACAUUACCCUACACCUGUCACUAAAUCAGAUGUCUAUAUGAUUAUAUUUCAUAAAUACACAUUAUUAUCCAAGAAAAGCAAACUUGAAGGUAUUUAGCAUACAUACUGUCUCAGAAGUAAUAGGGCCAAGUAAAUAAAAUUAAAGGUGCAGUUUGUAAUUUUUAAAAGCUUUUCUAAAUUUAUAUCAAUUAUAUAUUAUCGAAGACUCCUGCAAUAUUCAAUAUUCACAAUAUUGAUAUGCAAUGGAUCUCACUACAUUAUUUGUUUCUGGCUUCUGUUUACAUUUUUCUGGCCCAGAAAUUACCAUCAACCUCACCAAAGAGCUGCUUAAAACCCAACCCAUGAAGCAUGUGUGCAGUCAGAGAGGAUGAGGAGAAAGACAAGGCCGGUUAAUGUUUUAAUCAUGUUUUUGUAAUCUCUUCUUAGCCAGCAGAGGAUGCUAAACAUCACAAAAAAUUAUUUUUACACACAAAAUCAAACAUUCUGGUUUCCCAAAAAAAAAAAAAAAAGUCUCCUGUUUUACUUUUGUUUCCUACUUUGUAAAUAAAGUAUGUAAAAAAUA